AUGUACUCUCGAGCUAGAAAGGGAUGGCUAUACUCUCCAGAGGCGCGAUUUCUGAACAAAAACUAUGAUGAGGAUGACACUUCUAAGCCUUCCUUCCAAUGGAGGCGCAAGGACACUCUAGAGCACCAGAAGGUCGACUCGCUCACCCGCUAUCCCAUUAUGAGAUUUUGGCUAUUUCUGCAUUCAUUCAUGCUGCGCUCUGUUGCCAAGCGAGAUAAGGUAGACGCAUACGAUUAUAAACUAGUCACCUCACCCUCUCUAUACGGCCUGACGAUUUCAUACUAUGAUGCACAAUGUGACACAGAAUUACAUAGUUUCCACAAGGAGGCCAUUCAGCGCAUGGUGUAUGGCCUGUCACCGAACUUGAAGGAGAUCCAUAUAGAUCGAGGCCGCCUAGGCGGUUUCGCACUGCAGUUCCCCUUGAAACCUGCUUAUGACUGGGAAAAACACUGGGAAGGUUUUACCUUAGACAAAAAGCUCCCGGGCACAUUUCAAAAGGGCAAGUUGGAGCGUAUAAUAUUAUCGAAGAGUGAAAAGAACAUUACGAGAAAAGAUCUGGAGCAAUGGAGUGACUGUACAGAUUUUUCUGUGCUACGAGUGUUAAAGCUCUGUCCACACUUCUGUCAGAUUGAGGCAAAUACGUUAGAAUACCUUUUGAACUUUGAAUUUACAUCCAUCGAGACGUUCGAGCUCUGGAUGGGAAGAUUCAGCCGGAGCUCGUUCUUUUUCCAGCCAUGCUCAACAUCCUUUGUUACUGCUACAAGGCAAUUUCUCGAAAGGUUACCUGCUCUAUCCACUCUGAAACUUCAGGAUUGGCACCCAAACCUCGAGCUGGAUGUUUUGCAGUAUUCGAACAUACGCAAACUCUAUCUAAAGCCGGUGGUAGGCUCAUCCGUAUCCCUCAAAAAUCUCAACCAAAUUAGCACAUACUGUCCUUUACUUUCAAGCCUGGAUAUCAGCAUCCGCCGUCUCCGGGGAAAUGCGGAUGAAAUUGAAAUGUAUAGAGCUCUAGGCUCUAUGGCCAGAUUAGCCUACCUACAGCUUUCACUGGAUGUGAAGGAUCCCAAAUUUCGCUUAGGAGGUUACAACAAGGCAGUUGAUAUUCCUAGUGACCCUUCUUUUGAUAGUUUUGAUAUGGAGUUCUAUCCGCAGAUAACCCUCGGAUAUUAUAAAUGCCCUCGUAAAGGACACUUGCGCGACGGGCUUAUCAAUAGCGCACUUGAUGCCGACCUAGCUUGCUCUAUCUUUCGCACGAUAAAUUCAGCCAAGCCAGAUAUGUCGGUGCCACUUCAAAAGAUGACCGUCGGUGUCGACCUAGCUGAAUUUCCGGAUAAGCAUGGUGAUUGUGCUAGGACGCGUUAUUACAACCUCCUCCGGUAUCUCGGUGCGGAGUGGACGGUAGAACGAAAUCACUCGGACCUUGCCACGGAUAACCUUAUCGCGAAUAGGGUGAGGAAUAGGGGAGUCAAGUGGAGCCGAUGUUAUCCUUCCCCUCAUGAUACAUGUCUUGAUCCUGACCUAGGCGCUGUAUUCCGUAGCCUGUGGCCUCCAAAGGGGAAUUCCAGGGAAGUAAAGGACUGGCAUAGUUUUCCUCUAGCAACAGGUGAUAAUGAAGCAGAAAUAGAGGGAUGGCUUAACAGGAACAACUUAGGCUAA
This is a messenger RNA of Nannizzia gypsea CBS 118893, 1656 nucleotides long. RefSeq lists its product as hypothetical. The record is from RefSeq and is a predicted model, not a curated record. Lineage: Eukaryota; Fungi; Ascomycota; Eurotiomycetes; Onygenales; Arthrodermataceae. The transcript has 3 exons. The coding region runs from base 1 to 1656 and encodes 551 amino acids.